This is a messenger RNA of Caenorhabditis auriculariae, 324 nucleotides long. Lineage: Eukaryota; Metazoa; Nematoda; Chromadorea; Rhabditida; Rhabditidae. The record is from the annotation of a GenBank genome assembly.
AUGGAUCCUUUCCAUUCGAUUAUACCCGAACCUAUCGGCAAAGAAGAAAUCUUGCCUGAAGACGCAAAGGUGUGAAAAAUGUUUCCAAAGUGUCGCGAAAUAUCAUUUUCUAGAUACGCGAGAUACCCAAAAAAGGAGAAAAAGAAGAGAACGUGAGCACGAGGACUUCCAGUAACUGCAACAACGUUGAAAAACGUUGCAGUAAUGAAAAGGCAUUGCCAGAAUUUCUUUUCUGAGAUUCAAAUAUUUUUUCAGAGUGCCGUUUCUUCUGAAAAGGCCGAGAGCGCGAUGCACGCAAUGGGACAAGACAUAGAAGGAAAGUAA